Molecule: messenger RNA, 1841 nt
Organism: Bufo gargarizans (Asiatic toad)
Lineage: Eukaryota; Metazoa; Chordata; Amphibia; Anura; Bufonidae
Product: gastrula zinc finger protein XlCGF26.1-like
Exons: 2
Coding region: 1-1686 (561 amino acids)
Source: RefSeq, a predicted model, not a curated record
AUGGGCGACCCCCCGUGUAAGAGUGAGGUGGAGGAGGACAUUCCAGGAGAUGUCACCACAGAAAAUCCCAGCAAGAAUUCUGAGGAAACAUUUUUAUCACUAAAGGAUGAAGAUAUCCUGCAGCGGUCUUCAAGAGAAAACAUCAUUACCCUUAAUGUACAUCCAGGACUUUACAAUAUAGAUAUAUCCAAUAAUCCUCCUAAUCUUGAGGGACAUUCUCCUGACCAAUCACAGAUUGUUACCACAAGUACAAGUCAGAAAGGGGGUGAAAGGUUUCACUUUGGUAUAGAGUCCACAAAAAACGCAGGUCUUUUUACAUACAGAGGGAUUCACACAUUAGAGAAGCCACAUUCAUGUUCAGAAUGUGGGAAAUGUUUUAAAUAUAAAUCACAUCUUGUUAUACAUGAAAGAUGUCACACAGGAGAGAUGCCAUAUUCAUGUUCAGAAUGUGAGAAAUAUUUUACAUAUAAAUCAAAGCUUGUUACACAUUUAAGAAGUCACACAGGAGAGAAGCCAUAUUCAUGUUCAGAAUGUGGGAAAUGUUUUGCACAAAAAUCAUAUCUUCUUACACAUGAGAGAUGUCACACAGGAGUGAAACCAUGUUCAUGUUCAGAAUGUGGGAAAUGUUUUACAGACAAAUCAAAUCUUGUUAAACAUCAGAGAAGUCACACAGGAGUGAAACCAUAUUCAUGUUCAGAAUGUGGGAAAUGUUUUACAGACAAAUCAACUCUUGUUAAACAUCAGAGAAGUCACACAGGAGUGAAACCAUAUUCAUGUUCAGAAUGUGGGAAAUGUUUUGCAAAAAAGUCACAACUUUCUACACAUAAGAUAAAUCACACAGGAGAGAAACCAUAUUCAUGUUCAGAAUGUAGGAAAUGUUUUACACAAAAAUCACAUCUUCUUAGACAUGAGAGAUGUCACACAGGAAAGAAGCCACAUUCAUGUUCAGAAUGUGGGAAAUAUUUUACAGAAAAAUCAUCACUCUUUAGACAUUUAAGAAGUCACACAGGAGAGAAACCAUAUUCAUGUUCAGAAUGUGGGAAAUGUUUUACACAAAAAUCACAUCUUCUUAGACAUGAGAGAUGUCACACAGGAAAGAAGCCAUAUUCAUGUUCAGAAUGUGGGAAAUAUUUUACACAAAAAUCAUCGCUCUUUAGACAUUUAAGAAGUCACACAGGAGAGAAACCAUAUUCAUGUUCAGAAUGUGGGAAAUGUUUUACAUGGAAAUCAUAUCUUGUUAACCAUAAGAGAAUUCACACAGGAGAGAAGCCAUAUUCAUGUUCAGAAUGUGGGAAAUGUUUUACAUGGAAAUCAGAUCUUGUUACACAUAAGAGAAAUCACAGGGAGAAACCAUAUACAUGUUUAGAAUGUGGGAAAUAUUUCACACAGAAAUCACAGCUUGUUACACAUUCAAGAAGUCACACAGGAGAGAAGGUAUAUUCAUGUUCAGAAUGUGGGAAUUGUUUUACACAAAAAUCAGAUCUUGUUAGACAUGAAAGAUGCCACACAGGGGAGAAACCAUAUUCAUGUUCAGAAUGUGGGAAAUGUUUUACACAAAAAUCAGGUCUUGUUAAACAUGAGAGAUGCCACACAGGGGAGAAACCAUAUUCAUGUUCAGAAUGUGGGAAAUGUUUUACCCAAAAAUCACAUCUUCUUACACAUAACAGAUGUCACACUGGAAAGUAGACAUAUUCAUGUUCAGAAUGUGGGAAAUAUUUUACACACAAAUAACAGCUUGUAACACAUUUAACCGCCUCCGGACUGCCUAACGCAGAUCUGCGGUCCGGAGGCGGCAGCUGCAGGCAGACUGACGCAUAUACGCGUCAUCACGCGAGAUGACG